GACUAUCACUAUCAGAUACUUAUUGGGCUCUCAUCUUUUAUGUUUAUAAGCUCAAGAGAACAAUGGGAAUGGAGGGUUGUAGAGGUUUAAUCUUCACUUGUUGCUUGUUUUUGCUUGCUUUACUAGCAGUAGGUGACAGUCUGCUGCAAGAAAAGAAGGGAAAUUGCAGCUAUGCAAUUACAAUAGAAACAACAUGUACUAAAGGUGCAGAAACAUCAAAUCACAUUAGCUUGAGAUUUGGUGACACAGAAUCAAAUGACAUACUAGUUCAUCACUUGAACAAGAAGCAUCUAAGAAGUUUGGACCCUUUGCAACCACAGGUUCUUGAUGAUAUGCCAAGAAAACCCUUCCAAGCUUGCAUGGUUGAUCAAUUCCGAGUCACUGGACAAUGUGUUGACUCCCCUAUUUGCUACCUAUAUCUAAAAUUGAGUGGAAAAGAUGAUUGGAGACCUGGUUUUGCCCAAAUUAGGGUUUUAGAGGGUCCUCGCCUUAGCUCAGACUAUUUUUAUUUUCGUAGGUUCCUUCCUAGGCAUGUUUGGCAUGGUUUUGAUGUUUGUGACAAGGAGGUCACCCCUUUUGGGAUUAAACAUAAGAGAAAGAUCUUUGUAGGGAAGGAAGCAAACUAAUUAGAUAAUUAUGUCAUGAAAAAUGAAAAUAUUUUGUGGGUUGAAUGCACAUAAAAGAUAAGACGUGUCUAAGUCUGAUAUUAUAAAGUUAUCUAUACACCAAGCCAAUCAAUAAUUACUAUUCCAUUAUUUAAGAAAAAUUAUUAAAAUUUAUUA
Jatropha curcas is the source of this 782-nucleotide messenger RNA. RefSeq lists its product as hypothetical. The record is from RefSeq and is a predicted model, not a curated record. Lineage: Eukaryota; Viridiplantae; Streptophyta; Magnoliopsida; Malpighiales; Euphorbiaceae. Gene Ontology annotation, molecular function: protein binding.